Messenger RNA from Penicillium concentricum, 3516 nucleotides. Its product is annotated as putative histone deacetylase complex subunit (Hos4). NCBI's taxonomy places the organism in Eukaryota, Fungi, Ascomycota, Eurotiomycetes, Eurotiales, Aspergillaceae. Bases 1 to 3516 code for a protein of 1171 amino acids. The record is from RefSeq and is a predicted model, not a curated record. Gene Ontology annotation, molecular function: protein binding. The transcript is spliced from 3 exons.
AUGAGUGAUGUCGAGGCAGUCUCUUUACCAGCUGCCCUGGACGUCGGUCAGAAUAGGCUUGCUACGGUAAAGCCAGACCCCGUUGGUCCUUCGUCACCGGGCAAAGCUCGUGCAGACUCCCAUCCACGAGUAGACAGAGAUGGACCGACGCGUGUACAUUCAGAAGGGGAGGAGGAUGGGCCUCCUAGUCCUAGGGCGGAUUCGGAGGCAGAGACAAUAAUCCAAUCAGGUCGAGAAUCCUUGUCGCCAGAGAAGAAAAGAAAGCAUAUCAAGCACGAUCCGAGUCGUCAUGAACCUAACGGAACCGAUGGACACCAGCGAAAGAAACCACGUGUGUUUGGCGAUAACCGUGAACGCGAACAGGAACGGAGCCCUCCUUCUCCAAGCCACCGAGCAAUUUCGCCGUCGGAGGUCAAGAUUGAAAAGGUCGAUGAUUCUCAUAUGUCAGAAACGGAAGGCGUUGCCAAUGGAAUCGCCCGUGCGUCAGAGAGACCUCGUGCUUUCCGUAAGCGAAGCUUCAGUGACAGUGCCGAGGAACAACGCGACCGUCGUCGCGCACACUCACACGCAGCAUCCCAUCCUGUCCGGGAACUUAAACAUACCAAUAAUACGCGCCUCUCCAGACCACCAUCAAACUCGCGAUCGCUUUCACCCAGCCGACCAUCUCACCAACGAUCUGCUUCCGGCUCUCAGUUCCCGACAAAGAAAAAGGCACCAACCCCUCUGCUCACAGGCUCUGGGCGACAUAGCUCCGAAGACAGACAAUCGACGUCCUCCUCUCAGAGCGGUUCUCCACUGCCGGGGGCGCAUCUGCGGAAGCUUGGCUCUGGAGUUGGUGCAUCCGCGUCGCCUGCUAAGCAAAUGGGACCGAAGAAGCUGCGUGACAAGAGCGGCAGGACUCCUCUUGCGCGGGCGCAACACCCCCUGCAGAUCGCGUCGCUUGCUGGAGAAGCCGAAAUCGUCAAGUUCCUGCUAGAGGCAGGCUGCGAGAUCAACACUAAAAAUAUUGACAAAGACACCCCGUUGAUUGAUGCCGUGGAAAACGGGAAUGUGGAGGUGGUCAAACUUCUGCUUGAUGCAGGAGCAAACCCACGAACUGUGAAUGCGGAAGGCGAUGAGCCUUAUGAGUUGGUUCCGUCCUUUGUAGAUGAUGACGAAUAUGAAGAGAUGCGGAAAGCGCUUGCUGACGCCAAGGCCAAUUUGCGGCCUGGUCGACGCUCAGAGGAACAUACAAGACCAGAGAGCAAGGAACCUUCUUCGCGACGGGCCUCAACAGCCAGAGUAACCGCAGCUAGCCCCCGAGAUUCACCUCCGAUGCGCAGCCCCCCUCCAGCUGGCGCGGGAAAUCGACGAAAGGGUGGGCGAAGCGAAGCCACGAGAAAUGACCUCCUGUGGACGAAACCCACAUUCGAAAACCUUCGAGAAUUUGCGGCUAAAGGCGAUGAGGCUGGGGUGGUGAGCAUUCUGAAUAUUUUGCAGAAAGCCGACAAUGCUUCCUUAAUUGCUGCGGCAAAGGGUGGCCACCACGACGUCCUUUCUCUUUUGUAUGCAAUGGGCAAUGCAGAUGCGGAUCCAAACCCGUUGCGUGGUCAAAAAGCGGGAUACAACACGCCCAUGCUUGCUGCGAUUGGCCGAGGCAACAGCGCUGUUAUCCAGCUCAUCCUAAACCAACCCGGAUUCAACCCAACGCGACGACUGUUUGAAGAUAGAACUUAUUUUGAACUGUCUCGGGGUCGACAGGGCGAGAACUGGGAGGACGAGUAUCAGAUUCUGAAGGAGGCGUAUGAAAGAUUUGCAGGUUCUGACAAGGCUCGCAAAGACGACUCACCCCGCCGUGCUCGUGGGAAAGAGAAGGAGGAGAAACGCCCGCCACGCAGAGGUUCUUCCUCCCCUGUCGCACGCAAAAAAAUCAACACAAGCCCCAACGCCAGCAGACAUCGCGAUUCUUUGAAAGACAUGGAUUCAAUCAAAGAAAAGCGCCGUCAAAAAGAGCACGAUUUAUCACGACCAACGGAUUCCUCUAAGCCCAAAUCUUCUUUAUCCGCCAGACGAGACAGCGAGUCUAGUGGAAUGACACCCAACGAAGACAUCCGAAAAAGACGACUCAUUGCUGGACGUCGCCCACAAGAGCGUAGGCCAAGUCUCUUCUCGUCGGAUUCGCUCUCUGGACGUGAAGAGGCACCGAAGCCGCGUGUUGAUACCGCACCCGACAACACAUUGUCUUUGAAGCGCAUUCGCGCUGAUGGAUCCCCAGAACGAUCUCGUUCACGUGGCACAGAUGGUGAUCGCUUAUCUCCUGAAUCGCGCAAAAAGAAGAGACGCGUUGUCUCCGAAGACAAGUCCUCUGGUGCUACACAUGGUGCACCAAGGCAACCUGAUGAUGCCAGCAAACCCCAUCCUCGCCGACCCCACGAGGAGUCUACUCGAGCUGCCGAACCUCAACCACACAAAUCCACCGACGCCCCCAAGAAACCCCCAACCCGCCCAACUUCACCCCGUCAUGAUCUCGUUAAAAAGAAUGGCGAUAACAAAAAGGAAUCGCACGAGCCCAGAGCCGACACCAUGGAAGACACAAUGGCCGCCGCGAAACGUAUCGAAAUUGAAGCCCAUGAGCGUCGACGAGCCCAGGCCAAGAAGGCACAAGAGGAGCGUGCCGCGAACGAAAAGCGCAUCGCAGACGAAGCCGAACGCGAGCGACUUGUCAAAGAAGAGGCCGAACGAGUGGCGGCUCAGGUUGCCCAUGAUAAAGCCGAAGAGGAAGACCGCAAACGCAAGGAGGUUGAACAACGACGCGCAAAACAAGCCGAAGAUGAUCGUUUGAAGCGGUUGGAGCAAGAACGCGCUCGAGCCGCCAAACUGCGGCGCGAUCGGGAGGCAGCAGAGCAUCGACGCCGUGAGGCACUUCCCAGUCGACUUCGUGUUGCAGCGAACCUCGUUGGGUCCAACAAUCCCCGCGCGAAAAGCCAUGACUGGCUCAAGUCUUUCAUGCCUCUCGUUACUGCUCUCACCCGUCAACUCGAUCCUAGCUGUGGUGUGGAUGUCGCCGAUGAGAAGUGGAUCCCGAACUACCUGGUUGCGCCUCUUUUGGCUACUAAUGAUCUUCAGCUUUCGCAAUAUGCCAGUUGGGAGAAGCGAAAGGCGACACCGACUCAACGUGUGAAUCUGUGGCGAGUCACCCGUCGCAUGUUGACCCAUACAGACGAUGUUGGAUUCCAAAGCUCGAGUAUCGGACAGAUCAUGCAGAAGGAUUGUGAUACGCGCCCCAAGUAUUUUGAGAUGGAACAUGUCUUUUGGAUCCGACUUUCUGAUUUCACAGACCUCGUCCCACACAUCCCUCACCUGCACGGCCUAGAACUGCAGUUCUUGAACAUGCACGUCGAUCCGGAGCCACCGACGGUUGACGCAGGAUUUGGCGCUCCUCAACUGAAUGGCCAUGGCCCGGGAUCCGCGGUCGAAACCAACGGGACCGGACUCCUCAAUGGUUAUGGCCCUUCUAGGUCUAGUACAUACGUCUAG